UUUUCAGGCUUUUGCACCGCCACAGAUCGAAACAGAGGCGAUCCCUCAACAGAACGCCAAGAUCUUAGCGCGCCACUGUGGAUUGUAUCCUGUUGCCAAAGUUUGACGUGAACACUGGCAGUGGUAGCUGUUCAGCUGUUCACGAAGUAAAUGAUCAUACGGUCAUUCUUUUUUGCUUUUAGGUAAUUGUGGCCAUUUGUGUUCAGUUGAUUCGAGCGGUCAGGUUCACCACUCUCUACGUCCAGGACGUUCCAGAUCCACGGUCCCUGCAUUACUUGUUUCAAGGGUGCCGACAACUGGGACAGCACUUCGAGAUUGCCAAUUUUCGUGGUCUCUGCAUCAUCAAAUACGACAGCUUUCUGUUAUAAGUUAAGCAGCUAUGCAGACGGUCAAGGAAGCCACAGCCAGUGUCGUGGAAGGCGCGAAGGGCGUGGCGGAAAAGUUGGUGGGAGACUCACACGACCAGAAGGCGCAGGAGGACACCCAGGAGAAAGUCAAGGAGAGCCAGAAAGUUGAGGAACCUGGAGAGACUGAUGCGGUCCAAGAAGCAGUGGCUGGGCUAGAGGACGUCAAAGAGAGGAAGAGGAAGCAUGGUGACGUGUUGGGAAAUGAGCCUGCCACCGAGAAGAUGCCGGACAAGGAGGACGAGAAAGACGUCCAAAAGGCGUCCGCGGCGGACGCGGGGCUGAAGGAAUUAGAGCGGCUAGAACGGAACGUGGAGAAGGAGAACGAGGCCGCGCAGGACGAGUUGACGAAGAUGAGCAACGACAACAAGCGCGCAAAACCGAACGGCGCCGUCGAAGCGCAAGGUGGCGAUCAAGAGUGACUGCGCGACUUGGCAUAGGGUUGACUGUGUUCUGUAGGUUCAAAGCUGUGUUGAGCAUGUUGCCAUCGUUGAGUCCGAGAAAUUAUGACAGCCCUUGUUUUCAUUGGUUGUUGCGGUUCACCAGGGGGCUACGAGAUAGUGGCUUCCAACUCUUGUAAAAGGGGCUCUGGUUUUGUUGAUCGAAAAGUCAAAAUCUCGUCAGUUUUGGAUCGGCUAGAGCCGUAGUUGUUGGGGCAGCUAAGAGUCAUACUUUCUUGCGAUUAAUCAUUGUUGAUAUUUUGAUUGGACUCGCGCGCUGAGCCAUGAGUGAGUCUGGCGCACCGCAUGGCCUAUCAUUCUUAGCACCGGCU
Klebsormidium nitens is the source of this 1176-nucleotide messenger RNA. The record is from the annotation of a GenBank genome assembly. NCBI's taxonomy places the organism in Eukaryota, Viridiplantae, Streptophyta, Klebsormidiophyceae, Klebsormidiales, Klebsormidiaceae.